Drosophila kikkawai is the source of this 924-nucleotide messenger RNA. NCBI's taxonomy places the organism in Eukaryota, Metazoa, Arthropoda, Insecta, Diptera, Drosophilidae. The record is from RefSeq and is a predicted model, not a curated record.
GUAUUAAUAAAAAUGAUGCCUAUCCAUUAUGUCGAUCCUAUUAAGACCGAGCAUAAGGAAGUGCACAACCAACAUCAUGACGACCAGAAUCAUAACCACUAUCAUGACCACUAUCAUGACCACUAUCAUGACCACGAUCAUGGCCACGAUCACGACCACUAUCAUGGCCACUAUCAUGGCCACGAUCAUGACUAUCAUGACGACCACCAUGGGCACGACGGCGAUUACCACCACCAUCAUGGCCACUACCAUCAUGACGACCAUCACCAUCGCGGCCACUACUAUCGUGACGACCUUCACCAUCACGGCUAUCACCAUCAUGACGACUACCACCAUCAUCACUAUCAUGUCGGUCACCACCAUCACGGCCACCAUCAUAAUGACCAUCACUAUUAUGACGACUACCAUUAUCCAAUCAAUCUGUUCGACCCUAUUCUCGGUCGAAGUCCAGUUUUCUAUGUGCCGCAAUCUGCAACGAGCUUUUUGGUUUGCAAACAUGGCCGACUGCCCCAGAGCUACAUUUCCUACAAUGGCCUGGAUAUCGGAGUCAAUGCGGAGAUUGAUGACUGGAGGGACUUCCUCGCUAUGCAGGAUGGACUGAAGGUACUGAUCUUCCUGCUGUUGUUUCUUAUUUUAGCAAUGCCAAUCGUGGGGUCCCUUUAUGGCUGGUUUUGGGGGCGAUGCAGAAAUUGCAGGACAGGCAGCAAGAGAACGUGCUAUAGCUGUGGCAUCCUCCUGGCCGUUGCGGCACUCCUUAUGUUGCAGUUAACGAAGGGCCUGGAGAAAUAUGGGCCUUGUUCGCAGCGAUCCCUCUACCAUCACCCCUACAGGCGCAUGCGACUUCUGCAUGACCCUAAUUAUAAGCAUUUUUUGGAGCGGAUCGAAGCUCAGUCUGAUGCCACACAAGCGGGGGGACCAUGCUGA